UGCAUUCAGGUAGCACUUCUUGUUCACAUGUUGCACACUUGGAAAUUCAAAUUUCCCAUUCAAGCUUUAUAACUGACAGAUACAGGCCAUAGUACCUUAUCCUUCAUCUCUCUCACAUUCUCUCUCCAUCAAACACCAAAACAAAUGAUGAUGCAGAAGCCAACUCUUGCCAUUGCCACAACCCUUUUUACCAUUUUGCUUCUCCUUGAUUCUUCACUCGCUCUCAAGGAAGGACAAAUAUGUGUGGCAAACAAGAACUGCAACUCAGGUUUGCACUGCGAGACGUGUGUGACAAAUGGAAACGUGAGACCACGGUGCACUCGUACGCAACCAAUCAACCCAACUUCAAAGGUGAAAGGGUUACCGUUUAAUCGGUAUUCAUGGCUGACAACGCAUAACUCAUUUGCUCUUCUGGGUCAGAAAUCAAUGACUGGCUCUGUGAUUCUGUCUCCUACAAAUCAACAAGACACCAUCACCGAUCAGCUUAAUAAUGGAGUAAGAGGUUUGAUGCUUGACCUGUAUGACUUCGAGAACGAUGUUUGGCUGUGUCACUCAUUUGGUGGCCAGUGCUACAACUACACAGCUUUUCAACCUGCCAUCAAUGUUCUGAAAGAGAUUCAAGUAUUUCUUGAAGCAAACCCAUCAGAGAUUGUCACUAUUAUAAUUGAAGAUUAUGUUACUUCACCAAAAGGCCUAACAAAGGUGUUUGAUGCUGCUGGACUAAGAAAAUACUGGUUUCCAGUAUCUCGAAUGCCGAAAAAUGGUGGAGACUGGCCAAAGGUAGAUGAUAUGGUGCAGAAGAAUCAGCGUUUAGUAGUCUUCACUUCAAAAGCGUCUAAGGAAGCUUCAGAAGGGAUAGCCUAUGAGUGGCGAUAUUUAGUGGAAAACCAAUAUGGAAAUGGAGGCAUGAAGGCUGGUUCAUGCCCAAAUCGAGCUGAAUCACCAUCUAUGAACACAACAUCAAGAUCCUUAGUCCUGGUGAACUUCUUUCGAGAUCUUCCAGAUGUAGCUCAAUCUUGCAAGGACAAUUCAGCCCCUCUGCUUAGCAUGGUCAGCACUUGCAACCAAGCAGCCGGCAAACGUUGGCCUAAUUUCAUUGCUGUUGAUUUCUACAAGAGGAGCGACGGAGGAGGAGCCCCAGAAGCAGUAGAUGUUGCAAAUGGUCAUCUAGUGUGUGGGUGUGGAAACAUAGCCACCUGCAAGGAAAACAUGGGAUUUGGAGCAUGUCAAUUACCUGAAGCUGAAGCAACUCCUCAACAUGCAGCAGCAAAAGUCUCGAGCUUUGGCAUUCAAAAUUGCAGGCCUGUUGAUUUGUUAUGGUCUUUAGCCACUACUCUUGUGGCUAUGCUCAUUGCAUUGUGAAAGAAUUGUCAUUUCAAUUGGUAAAAUGGAAGUGGAAGAGAGUAGGAGAAAAGAGUAUGAAAAAGAAAAACAAAUUUUCUGGGGUAAUGCUGAAUUGGGCGUCAACAUGUAUGUUCAUCCUCAAUUUCUCCAUUAUUUUUCUUUCAAUCUCUCUCCGUCCAAAAUGUGAACCAUUGGUUUUAUAUCUUAGAUUGGCGAUUCACCUCCAAGCUUUUUUGGCUCACUAAGUUUAAAAUUGGUGGUUCGGGUCUCGAAUGGAGAGUGAUAAAGAAGAAAAUGAAUAGAGAAUAUCUGAUUUUGGUUGCAAAUUCAUGUUUGAAUAGAUUAAGAUGGGGUGUGCUGCAAUGUAGUGAACUUUCUUAUAUUUAUUUGAUUUUUAUUUUAGGGGUGAGUUUUAAAAGCUGUGGUUGUAAUUUUAAAGUCAUAUUAUGUAUUCAAUUCGCUAAAUAAUUAAAGGGUGUGAUUUUUUUUA
Molecule: messenger RNA, 1834 nt
Organism: Lotus japonicus
Lineage: Eukaryota; Viridiplantae; Streptophyta; Magnoliopsida; Fabales; Fabaceae
Product: PI-PLC X domain-containing protein At5g67130-like
Exons: 9
Coding region: 145-1362 (405 amino acids)
Biological process (GO): lipid metabolic process
Molecular function (GO): phosphoric diester hydrolase activity
Source: RefSeq, a predicted model, not a curated record